Messenger RNA from Mercenaria mercenaria, 2478 nucleotides. Its product is annotated as interferon-induced protein 44-like. The record is from RefSeq and is a predicted model, not a curated record. Gene Ontology annotation, molecular function: GTP binding. The transcript is spliced from 8 exons. Lineage: Eukaryota; Metazoa; Mollusca; Bivalvia; Venerida; Veneridae. The coding region runs from base 101 to 1042 and encodes 313 amino acids.
AUUUUACGUAUUUGCGCAAUCAAAUACACGUGACAGGCAUCGUAUUUCCGGCGACUAAGACCGUUUAACUGUUCAAGGAUAAAACUUUAAUUUAAAAAGAAUGCCAUUGUUUGGAAAGGAAAAGAAAAUCCCCAGUACGGCAGCGAAAAAAGUUCAGGGAGCACCGGUCUGUAAACCUGAUCCAUGGAGAGAAUUUGAAGAGAAUGGUAGCUGGACAAACGAUUAUAAGGAAAGCCUUCUGCAAGAGAUAAAAAACUGGAAGACAAAGGAAGACAGUGUGCAAAAUAUUCGUAUUUUACUCCUUGGGCCGAUCAAAGCAGGAAAAUCUGCCUUUCUGAAUACUGUAACUUCCAUUGAUAAAGAGAGAAACGCAGAGGUUGCUCCUGCUGGCGGAGCACAAAGGAGUUUCACUAAAACGCUGCAAGUAUUUAGACCGGACGGCAAAUUAGGAAAUUUCCGGCUGCUAGAUACAAUGGGUGUUGAAGAAGGUGACCUGUGUGGCUUGAACGAAGAUGAUAUAUUAUACAUUGUAAAUGGAAAUAUUGAUCAAAAUUAUGAGUUCAAUCCAGUAAGCCCAAUAAAAGCAGAGAGCCAUUUUUUUAAGAAAGAACCAAGGAAAAAGGACAAAGUUCAGUGUGUAGUGUUUAUGAUGGACGCUAAUGCAGUUGGGCAGAAUAACAUCACAGACGCUGCUAGAAGGAAAAUCUAUUCUUUGCAGUCUAAACUGGAGUCUAAAAGAAUUCCGAGACUGCUUUUACUAACAAAGAUUGACGUUCUAUGUGAGAAAGUUGAGAAAGACAUAACGGAAGUAUACACAAGUGCAAAAGUGCAGAAUGCAGUAGAAAUGGCCGCAGAACUAUUCCAUCUUCCGGUCCGCAACAUCUUCCCGGUGAAAAAUUACACAAGUGAAGUGGGUUUAAAGCCUACGCAGGAUAUAUUACCGCUUUUGGCAUUAAGGGAGAUGAUUCGUUUUGGAACAGAUUAUCUGAACGAAAUGUCCGUGAACACAAGUGACAGUGAAGACUCUGCAAUGGAAAGUUAAGACUCUUAUGAAAACUGAUUUUCUUGAACUCUACCAAUGACCUUAUAGAAUGACGUGUCUCGUAUUACUAAAGAUAAUAAAUACGACAUAAAAGUACAAGACUCUGGGAGAAAUCGAUAGGUUUUCCUCAAAAAGUUUGUUGUACUAAAUAUUCGUGUACAUUGUAUUUACUUCAUAUAACUAUUGCAUUAGCGUUUCUUUCGCCCAUCUACUGGAUUUGUUUUGUUUUCACAUUUACCAAUUGACACUGAAUAUUUUUUAUAUUUUCAUAUUUACCAUAUGACAUAUGUCCUUGAAAGUUUAUGUUUUAUGUUAAUUAUUUUCACAUUUACUAAACAAGAUAUCUAUCAAGGUUGUAGAAAUGUUUCUUAUUUUCAAAAUUUAUAUGUGACAUCCUUUAAUUAAUGAUUGUCGAUGUUUUUAUAUUUCAAAUUUACCCUAUGAGAUAUCAUUAAUAGUUGUGGAUAUAUUCUUUAAUAUGACAAUCAUGCCACGAUACAUUAUAAGUAAUACAACCUUUUGUAGGCUAACAACAUUUCUCAUUUACAUUAAGAUACAAGUGAAGUAAUUCAGCUUCUGAAACGAUAAACGAAAACACAUGUUUCGGCCCUUAUAUAGUACAAAAUGCAAGGUUUGAUGGGGAUACUCUUAUUAACUGAUUAACAUGUGUUCCAUUUUAGGCCACUUGUAGCUUUAUUCUCCUAAUUGACCAUUUUAUUGGCAGUACGAGACAGAACAAUUUUUCUUUUACUAACUAAAACUGGAAACAAAAUAAAAUACAAAGAAAGGCACUGUGCGUUUAUGCUUAAAGUGCUUGAUAGCUUUGUUUACAGAUUAUCUAUUUUUUUUUACUUAUUAUUUUUACCAAUAUUUUAUAUGAACUCUGAUUUGAGAACUUUUAUGUCAAAAUGCUUAAGACAAAUCUUUUGUUAUAUUGCUGAUAUGUUUAUUGAUUAGAGGAAAACAAGAUAAAAUACGUUAAAGACCCUAACAUGUGUCUUAUUUACAUUGUUUUAAAUUUAUUGUGACUAUACUUAUUUUCAUAUUUUCUAAUUUGCCUCCCAUCUUUGUUGUUUCUUUGUAAAAGAAAGAAAUUCUAAAGCAAAAUAAAGUGGUAUAGUGUCAAGAUAAGAAAUAUUUCCAGACAAAAGAUGGUCAUUUGUCAUUGAAAUUUUUAUAAAAAUAAUGUCAUGUCAUUUCCAUUGUUUUUCUGUUUUAUUACUCAGAUGUUUCUUUCAUUUUUAAUGACUAUUUUGUUACUUGUAUGUCUGAUCCUCAUGAUUAUCGCUAAUUUAUUAUAUAACCUAAUAAAACCAUGAACAAUGAAUUGGAAUUAUCUAACAGAAUACAUGUAGAUAUCAACUUCUCUUUAUUCACAUAGAUAUUGUAUGAUCAUAGCUGGAAGGUGCCAAAACUCAUUAAAACUGUUUAAUCAA